Molecule: messenger RNA, 3036 nt
Organism: Manis pentadactyla (Chinese pangolin)
Lineage: Eukaryota; Metazoa; Chordata; Mammalia; Pholidota; Manidae
Gene: SYVN1
Product: synoviolin 1
Exons: 16
Coding region: 146-1975 (609 amino acids)
Cellular component (GO): cytoplasm
Source: RefSeq, a predicted model, not a curated record
CGCCCGCGCCGCCGGAAGUGAGGUGUCUCACCCCCAAAGUUCCGUCUCGCAGGGGGUGGGGAGUGUUGUUAACCGGGGCCGCCUCCGCAGUCGUGGGGAUUGAGCGGGCUCGCGGCGCGGGGCUCCUGGUCGCCAGGCCAGGGCAAUGUUCCGCACCGCAGUGAUGAUGGCGGCCAGCCUGGCGCUGACAGGGGCCGUGGUGGCUCAUGCCUACUACCUCAAGCACCAGUUCUACCCCACGGUGGUGUACUUGACCAAGUCCAGCCCCAGCAUGGCAGUCCUGUACAUCCAGGCCUUUGUCCUUGUCUUUCUCUUGGGCAAGGUGAUGGGCAAGGUUUUCUUUGGGCAGCUGAGGGCAGCAGAGAUGGAGCACCUUCUGGAACGUUCCUGGUAUGCUGUCACUGAAACUUGUCUGGCCUUCACCGUCUUUCGGGACGACUUCAGCCCCCGCUUUGUUGCGCUCUUUACUCUCCUUCUUUUCCUCAAGUGUUUUCACUGGCUGGCUGAGGACCGUGUGGACUUUAUGGAACGCAGCCCCAAUAUCUCCUGGCUUUUUCACUGCCGCAUUGUCUCCCUUAUGUUCCUCCUGGGUAUUCUGGAUUUCCUCUUCGUCAGCCAUGCCUAUCACAGCAUCCUGACCCGUGGGGCCUCUGUGCAGCUGGUGUUUGGCUUUGAGUAUGCCAUCCUGAUGACCAUGGUGCUCACCAUCUUCAUCAAGUAUGUGCUGCACUCCGUGGACCUCCAGAGCGAGAACCCGUGGGACAAUAAGGCUGUGUACAUGCUCUAUACGGAGCUGUUUACAGGCUUCAUCAAGGUUCUGUUAUACAUGGCUUUCAUGACCAUCAUGAUCAAGGUGCACACCUUCCCUCUCUUUGCCAUCCGUCCUAUGUACCUGGCCAUGAGGCAGUUCAAGAAAGCUGUGACAGACGCCAUCAUGUCUCGCCGAGCCAUCCGCAACAUGAACACACUGUAUCCAGAUGCCACCCCAGAGGAACUCCAGGCCAUGGAUAAUGUCUGCAUUAUCUGCCGAGAAGAGAUGGUGACUGGUGCCAAGAGACUGCCCUGCAACCACAUUUUCCACACCAGCUGCCUGCGCUCCUGGUUCCAGCGGCAGCAGACCUGCCCCACCUGCCGAAUGGAUGUCCUUCGGGCAUCGCUGCCAACACAGUCGCCACCACCCCCUGAACCUGCCGAUCAGGGUCCACCACCUGCCCCCCAUCCCCCACCUCUCCUGCCCCAACCCCCCAAUUUACCCCAGGGCCUCCUGCCUCCCUUCCCUCCAGGCAUGUUUCCACUGUGGCCUCCUAUGGGCCCCUUUCCACCUGUCCCACCUCCCCCGAGCCCAGGAGAGGCUGCGGCCCCUCCAUCCACCAGCACAGCAGCCCUUUCUCGGCCCAGUGGCACAGCCAGUACCACAGCUGCUGCUCCUCCCUCGGGCCCGGCACCUGGCCCCAGCCCUGCCCCAGAGGCUGGCCCUGCCCCAGGCUUCCCCUUCCCGCCCCCCUGGAUGGGCAUGCCACUGCCUCCACCCUUUGCCUUCCCCCCUAUGCCUGUGCCCCCUGCGGGCUUUGCUGGGCUGACCCCAGAGGAGCUGCGGGCUCUGGAAGGCCAUGAGCGGCAGCACCUAGAGGCUCGGCUGCAGAGUCUGCGCAACAUCCACACGCUGCUGGAUGCCGCCAUGCUGCAGAUCAACCAGUACCUCACCGUGCUCGCCUCCUUGGGGCCCCCACGGCCUACCACCUCAGUCAGCCCCACUGAGGAGAUGGUCCCUACAGUUGCUGCCUCCUCCACCAGCAUCCCCAGCUCUGAGGCUACCACGCCAUCCCCAGGAGCCUCCCCACCAGCCCCUGAACCUGAAAAGCCUCCAGCUCCUGAGUCGGUGGGCACUGAGGAGCUGCCUGAGGAUGGGGAGCCUGACGCAGCAGAGCUCCGCCGCCGUCGCCUGCAAAAGUUAGAGUCUCCUGUUGCCCACUGACACUGCCCCAGCCUUGGCCCCUGCCCUCACUGUUGAGCAGCCCACGCUGGAACAUGUCCUGCCACCAAGUGCCAGCUCCCUCUCUCCUGCACCAGGGAAUAGUAACCCCCAGCCCAGACAGAGGAGGUGGCAUCCCUAGGCCAAGUAGGAAGAGGCCUGAGGCUCCAGACGACUCCGGCCCUUAGAGUCCUGGGCGCCACGGGGACCUUGGGUCAGUUCCAGCCUUCCUCUCCGACCCUUAAGCCUGUGUUUUGCUGGGGCUGUGAAGUCAGAAAGGCACAGCCUCUGAGAAGCCCUCCGAGCCCCACUUGCGUACGUGGAGUCCUGCUGCAGUGCUGAUCAGUAUUAGCUCCUGUUCCCACAUGUGCACUCGGGGCUGGAGGCAGGCCAGGAACUUGCUCCCUGGGCCACCCCAGCAAGACUGGUAUUGUCUUUUUCCUAUCCUGAACUCCCCAGAAGCCCUUUGUGUUGGUGGUGGUUGUGUCUGCAUUUCCAUGUCUUGCUGGCAGCCACGUGCCUCAGGGAAAGAAGUGCCUGUGGGUGGAGGAGCAGGUGGGCAGCAGUGAGGGGCCCUGCCCCUCCCCUCCCCCCAGGCUCCUCUCUCCUUAGUUUGUCCAAGUGUGACUCCCUGGUUUCCUCCAGCAGCCACUGCCCAGCCUCACUCCAGGGUGAGGGCUUGUGUGUCUGCUCCCGAACCACUGCAAGCCCCAGCAUUCAUGGAUGGCCACUUCUCGACGUACAGAACUUUUCUUGAGUUUAGAAGAAUUGGAAUUACUUCCUUGCUUAUUGUCUUUUGGCUUAAAUUUUGUCUUUGAACUUGAAUGCUUUGACCCCAGGAAAGGAGUAAGAGUGCCAGGCUCCUGGUCUUUCCAGUUUAGACAAGGCAGUGAGCCAGGUAAGGACCACAGGAGCUGAGGCUUGCCUGCCCCUUUCCCCCCUCAGUUUUGUGUUACAAGAGUUACUGGAGACAGUUUCAGAUGAUUAUUUAAUUUGUAAAUAUUGUACAAAUUUUAAUAGCUUAAGUUGUAUAUACAGCCAAAUAAAAACUUGCAUUAACAAUU